Entrophospora candida is the source of this 543-nucleotide messenger RNA. NCBI's taxonomy places the organism in Eukaryota, Fungi, Glomeromycota, Glomeromycetes, Entrophosporales, Entrophosporaceae. The record is from the annotation of a GenBank genome assembly.
AUGUCAUUAAGUGAAACAAAUUUAAAAUUACCUGAAGAAUUUACUAGUUUGGAAAGGAUUUGUUUGACUGCAAAUGGAAACUUGCAGAGAAUCUUGAGUUCAUGGUUUAAUAAAACCAUUGAAAUUAAAAUAAUUAAAAGCAUGCUGGUUUCAUCACAUAAAUCAAAUAAUUUAGUUUAUGGAUCAACAAUACUUCGUAAAUAUGAUAGAGAAGUUAAUUUAAUGUGUGAUGGUGUAAUUCUAUGUAAUGCUAAAAGUAAUAUAAUUCUAAAUGAUGAAGAAAUUAUUGAUUUAAUUGAAAAUCAAGGAGUUGGAAUUGGACAAUUAUUCAGAUAUUUAGAUAAAUUACCAUCCUUCAAACUGCAUUCGAUUGGUCGUACAUUAAAUACUUGGUGGAGGGAAUACACAUUAAAAAUAUCAGGUGUUGAGUGUAAUAUCAAAGAAGUAUUUCCUAAUAAUAUAUUUGAAAAUGACUGGCUAUUAAAUAAUAAUUAUAAAGUAGUUGAAGAUGAACAAGAUAUUAAAAUUUGGAAUUUCAUCUAA